This is a messenger RNA of Puma concolor (puma), 2117 nucleotides long. Lineage: Eukaryota; Metazoa; Chordata; Mammalia; Carnivora; Felidae. The record is from RefSeq and is a predicted model, not a curated record.
GGCGCGUUCCCGUUGCGACGCGCCGUGUGUGUCCGGGGACAGUCGUCCGCUGCCCUGGGCAUCGCGGAUCCCAGGACGUUCGCGAGGGCCUUUCCCGGUUGUGCGAGACGGCGCCCCUCUGGCCGGCAGGAUGACCAACCCUGCGGCCACGCAGAACAAGGAAAUAGACUGUCUGAGCCCAGAAGCCCAGAGACUGGCGGAGGCGAGGCUGGCUGCGAAGCGUGCGGCCCGCGCGGAGGCCCGAGAGAUCCGAAUGAAGGAGCUGGAGCGACAGCAGAAGGAGAUCUAUCAGGUUCAAAAGAAAUAUUAUGGGCUGGACACAAAAUGGGGUGACAUCGAACAGUGGAUGGAAGACAGUGAGCGUUAUUCACGUAGAUCCAGAAGAAACACAUCGGCUUCCGACGAAGACGAGCGCAUGUCAGUGGGUAGUCGUGGAAGUCUGAGGCCACAGCCUGACCUGGAUUAUGGGGGUCCUUACGCCUGGACAAAUGGUUAUGAUGGAGAAUCAUAUGGAUCCCAGUCCCUGAAUAGAAGAUCUGGCAGGCCCUCCUAUCUGUACAGUGCUGCCCGGCCUCCUGCAAGUUACCGGGCAUCUGUGUUCGAUGACAUCGGUCCCGGCGGGACACGGCGGGGUAGUGCCUGCGGUUCCUGUGCUCCUUCGGAGCGCGGCGGCCACCUCAACUCCAGCUCCCGAGCCUCCUCCAGAGCCAGCUCGGCGCGGGCCAGCCCAGUGGUUGAAGAGAGACCAGACAAAGAUUUCACUGAGAAGGGGUCUCGGAGCCUGCCCGGCCUGUCGGCAGCCACGCUGGCCUCCCUGGGCGGGACUUCCUCCCGGAGGGGAAGCGGGGACACGUCCAUCUCCAUCGACACGGAGGCAUCCAUUAGGGAGAUCAAGGAACUGAAUGAGUUGAAGGACCAGAUUCAGGACGUAGAAGGCAAAUACAUGCAGGGGUUGAAAGAGCUGAAGGACUCGCUGGCGGAAGUUGAGGAGAAAUACAAAAAGGCAAUGGUUUCCAACGCUCAGCUUGACAAUGAAAAGACGAACUUCAUGUACCAGGUUGACACAUUAAAGGACAUGUUGCUGGAGCUCGAAGAACAGCUGGCUGAGUCCAGGCGGCAGUACGAAGAGAAGAACAAAGAGUUCGAGAGGGAGAAGCACGCCCACAGCGUCCUGCAGUUCCAGUUUGCCGAAGUUAAGGAGGCCCUGAAGCAACGAGAAGAGAUGCUGGAGGAAAUCCGACAGCUACAGCAGAAGCAGGCGAGUUAUAUCAGGGACAUUUCUGACCUUCAGGAGACAAUAGAGUGGAAAGACAAGAAGAUAGGGGCUUUAGAGAGGCAGAAAGAGUUCUUUGAUUCCAUAAGGAGUGACCGAGAUGAUCUUAGAGAAGAAGUAGUCAUGCUGAAAGAGGAAUUGAAGAAACACGGAAUAGUCCUCAAUUCAGAGAUCACUACCAAUGGAGAGACUUCCGACACCCUAAAUAACGUUGGACACCGAGGUCCUACCAAGAUAACAAAAGAAGAGUUAAAUGCUCUCAAGACGAUGGGGGACGGGACGCUAGAUAUUAGGUUGAAAAAGCUUGUUGAUGAACGGGAAUGCUUAUUGGAACAGAUUAAGAAACUCAAAGGGCAGCUGGAAGAGAGACAGAAGAAUGGCAGGUUAGACAAUCUGCGUCCUGGAGAUGACGUCUUAGAAAACGGGACAGACGUGCAUGUAAUGGACCUACAAAGGGAUGCCAACAGACAGAUCAGCGACCUCAAAUUUAAACUUGCAAAGUCUGAGCAAGAGAUAACAGCAUUAGAACAAAAUGUAAUAAGGUUAGAGAGUCAAGUAUCACGUUAUAAAUCGGCAGCCGAAAACGCCGAAAAGAUAGAAGAUGAACUUAAGGCUGAAAAGCGGAAACUCCAAAGAGAGCUGCGCUGCGCGUUGGACAAAACCGAAGAGCUUGAGGUGAGCAACGGCCACUUAGUGAAGCGUCUGGAGAAGAUGAAAGCAAACAGGAGUGCGCUGCUGUCCCAGCAGUGAGCACCAGCCUUGCACACGAGCCUGGGCGGCGGACGGCGAGCGCUGUUUCGCGGGCUUGCCUCUGUCGCCGUCCGGGAUUGCUGCUUCCUCCCCU